Molecule: messenger RNA, 1814 nt
Organism: Anastrepha ludens (Mexican fruit fly)
Lineage: Eukaryota; Metazoa; Arthropoda; Insecta; Diptera; Tephritidae
Gene: aspr
Product: neurogenic locus notch homolog protein 1
Exons: 8
Coding region: 218-1540 (440 amino acids)
Source: RefSeq, a predicted model, not a curated record
UCCAUAGAAAUCCGCAAACAGUUGUAUUUUGUCAACAGAGAUGCGCAACAGUGGAACUUCGUCUCUUACAUAUCUAUACUAAUAUAUAUUUACAAAUAAGUAGAAAUCGUUUUGAGACAGAACUGCGGAUUCUGUACUACAGUCAAGCAAAACGUGAGCUCGUGUGUGUGCGAAAAAGCGAGUGAAAUAGUCGCUUAAAACAUAAAAGAAUAACAAAAUGCCUUCGAAAAUUGCCUUGAGCGCUUUGCUCGUGCUUGCCGUUAUCAGUAGCCUUCCAGCAUCUUUAGGUAAAAAUGUAGACAAACGUUGCGUGAAUUGCACAUACCGCACGUACUACACCUCUGGCGGCACAACGCAAUACACAGCGCGCGACUCAACCGGCGACACGUAUGGCUGUCAUGGCAAUCCAUGCGGCGUGAAUGCUGUUUGCCAAGAGGCGUCUGGCGGUCGCCCUGUCUGUUCCUGUCCACCCGGUCAUAGCGGCAAUCCGCUGACUCACUGCAAUCGUGGCGAAUGCUUGGACAAUGUGGAUUGUCGUGGUGAUUUGCAGUGCAAGGAUAAUCGCUGCGUUAAUCCUUGUGUGGGUGCUUGUGGCGCCAACGCUAAUUGCGAGCCAAGGAAUCAUGUUGCGGUCUGCAGUUGUCCAACCGGUUUUAGAGGCGACCCAUUCACCGCUUGCCAUCGCGUCGAUCCUGACGAACAAUGUCAUCCAAGUCCCUGUGGCGCCAAUACCAAAUGUGAGAUUAUAAAUGGCGUGCCCACAUGCUCGUGCGUUCAUGGCUUCACUGGCAAUCCCCUGAGCGGUUGUCGCCAUGAAUGCGAGCACGACGGUGAUUGCAGCGCCCGCGACAUGUGCAGCAACUACAAGUGUGUGCCCGCUUGCCAGCAGUGCGGCACUGGCGCCACCUGUAACUCCGUGUCCGGUCAUCGCGCUGUAUGUGAAUGUCCCAAGGGUUACAUUGGCUCACCAUACACAGAAUGCCGUCCGGAGUGUUAUGGCGAUGUCGACUGCCCAGCCAGUCGCCCCGCCUGUUUCUAUGGCAUUUGCAAAAAUACGUGUGAUGGCGCGUGCGGUGUUGGCGCUGAUUGUAAUCUGCGCGGUUUGACUCCUGUGUGCAGUUGCCCACGUGACAUGACUGGCGAUCCGUUUGUGCGUUGUCGCCCAUUCACAAAAGAGGAUCUCUGCGAGCCUAAUCCUUGCGGCACAAACGCCAUCUGCAUUCCUGGCCAUGACAAUACAGGACGUGAACGUCCAGUCUGCAAUUGUCUGCCUGGUUACACUGGCAAUCCUUUGUCAUACUGCUCGCGGGGUGAAUGUUUGAGCAACAACGAAUGUUCGGACAAUAAAGCUUGCAUCAACUAUCAGUGCGUCAAUCCUUGCAUCGGCAAGUGUGCGUCGGGCGCUACUUGCGAACCAAAGGCUCAUUUGGCGGUGUGCAAGUGCCCAGCUGGAUAUUCGGGCGAUGCUUUGGUGUCGUGUCGUCAAACGCGUGCCUUCCCCGUAGCCAAAUACGAUGGAUGUGUCCAAUGUGGAAAAUAGAAUAACUGAGAUCGUUGAACAGGACGAUGGUAACAACUGCCAAGCACUAGAGAAGAUGCACAUUUGGGGUGUAAGCUGCCAUCUACCUUUUACACCGCGUCUUUCUGGGAUUCUAAGUGGAUUUUUUCUUUGUUUUUAAUUUUUUUUCUUGUUAUUAAUUUUUUUGUACUAGAUUUAAAUCCUUUUACAAGCUGUUCCGAAAUUUAAGAUUUUUGUUUUAUUUUGAUUUAUAAAUUAAGCAUAUUUUUGUAAUAAUACUUUGGUUGACAUAUAA